This is a messenger RNA of Pezoporus flaviventris, 3374 nucleotides long. RefSeq names its product cell cycle progression 1 (gene CCPG1). The coding region runs from base 270 to 2807 and encodes 845 amino acids. Gene Ontology annotation, cellular component: membrane. Lineage: Eukaryota; Metazoa; Chordata; Aves; Psittaciformes; Psittacidae. The transcript is spliced from 11 exons. The record is from RefSeq and is a predicted model, not a curated record.
CCGGCCUGGCCUGGAGUCGGUGCGCGGCUCCCCGGCUUGCGGAGGGGUUGCCUGGAGCGGGGCAAAGCCCGGGAGUGCUGGGGCCGGGCUGGGACAACCGGUGUUGGUCGCGGGGAGCGAGUAACCGGGUGCUGCGGGGCGGCCGAACUGGCUCCGCGGGCGGCGUUCAGCACCGCGCUGGCCCUGGCCCUGGCCGCUGGCAUUUGCCAACUUCCUUCGCUUCCGUCAUCUGUCUGUGUGCCUCCGGCUGAUGCAAGUGUGCUUUGAAAAUGUCUGAAAAUUCGAGUGACAGUGAUUCGUCUUGUGGCUGGACUGUCAUCAACCAUGAGGGUUCUGACGUAGAGACAGUGACUUCAGAAAAUGGAAGCACAAAUGAUAACCAUGAGUUUGUUUCAGAAGAAUACGUUUCUUUGCAAGAAGAGGAGCAACCGACUGAUUUGCAAGCUCAGUGCAGCAAUGAUGAAGAGAUACCAGUGGUAGAUAACACUCUUUCUGCUUUUGAGGAAACUCAAAUAGUUCCAGAGGGAAAUAAAGAAAAAAUCCCUGAUGAUGGCUCUGGCAUUGGAACUAUUAGCGAUGAUUCUGACAUUGUUACACUUGAAGCUCCAAAAUCAGAAGAAACUCAAAGUCAGGAGGAAGCUCCUGCUGAUGGUGAAGAAGCUCGAAGUACAGAUGAUUUUAACAUGGGUUCCUCCUCUAGCAGUCAGUAUGCAUUUUCCCAUCUAGAAACUGUCAGUUGGCUGGAGGAGCUGAGGAAGAUUCCUGAUUGUGUAAGGGGAUGGGGAAAUGAGGUGAAAGAGCAUGUGUCUCGCAGUCUUCCUUUCCAAGUUUUUUCAUCUCAGGCUAGCAAUGAUGAAUCAAGUAGUGAUGAACCAAGCAAUCAGUCCGGUCCCACAGUACGAAAACGUCGGGCUAAGAAGAGGCUGAUCCCCAGCUCCGAGGGUGAGGGGGGGUCACCUGCUGAGCCAGAGUCUGAGCCUCCUGGGGAAGAGCAGCACAAACGCCAGUUCAGUAGUGGCCUUAACAGAUGCAUCAUACUGGCUUUGGUGAUUGCAAUCAGCAUGGGCUUUGGACACUUCUAUGGUAAACCUGAAGGUACAAUACAGGUCCAGAAACGUCAGCAGCUGGUGACAAAGACACGUGAAUUAAAAGAUAUGAAAGAGGACCUUUACCAGUGCCAACAAGAGCAAGGAGAUAACGGGUAUCAUAAAGUGGGGUCACUCAAGGGAGAUUUUGCCACAUGUUUGUCCUCUACUGAAGUGGAGAAGAAAUCCUUUGAAUCUCAAAAAAAAAGUCUUGCUGCAGAAAAUCAGCACUUAAGAGAAUCUCUAGAGAAGGAAGAAAAAGCUUUGGCCUCACUUCAGGAAGAAUUAAGGAAGCUAAGACAACAAAUUAGAAACUUGGAAGAUAAAGGUACUAGCACGGAGUCUAUUGUAAUGGAAAAUCAAAAACUAAGGGAACAUUUAGAAGAGGAAAAGCAAAGAAACCACAACUUUCUUAGGCAAAAGGAAACUCUGUUUGCAGAGGCACAGAUGUUAAGGAGAGAACUGGACAAAGAACGUCAUGUUACGGAAGCUCUAAAAAAAGAACUGGAACAGUUAAGUUCUCGUCAAACACCUGACAAUGCUAAUGAAGAUGACGAUACAUUAAGAGAAAAUCAAGAAAUAGAAGCUCUGCGAGGACGACUAGUAGAACUAGAAAAAAAACUAAACUUCGAGCAGCAACGCUCUGACUUAUGGGAGAAGCUGUAUGUUGAAGCCAAAGACCAAACUGAAAAACAAGAAAUGUAUGAAAAGGGACAAAAGAAAGGUGCUAAGGGGCAAAGUAAGGCUAAAAAGAAAUCAAAGGAAUCAUUUUUUGGUUCAGUCAAGGAAACUUUUGAUGCUAUGAAAAAUUCCACUAAAGAGUUUGUAAGACACCAUAAAGAAAAGAUUAAGCAGGCUAAAGAAGCAGUGAAAGAAAACCUAAAAAAAUUCUCUGAUUCCGUCAAGUCUACAUUCAGACACUUCAAAGAUAGCACAAAAAACAUCUUUGAUGAAAAAGAGAAGAAGUCAAAUGAUAGAAGAUACGAGGCAAACAAGAAAGCUCGAACUUUUUAUCGAGAACAUACCUCUUAUGAGAAUCCGAAGCACGUGCAUUACAGGGGACCUAACGUGGCAAAAGAAUUCAGAGAUGGAAGAAAACAUCAGUUUACAACAUUUGAAAAAGAUGCAGAUUCACAGAGAUGUCUCAAUGAUCCUUUGUGCAAUAGAAAACAACAGUUUGGCCUAAAGGGCUGCUCCGGUAUUUUUGAAUGUGCUCAUCAAGAAUUCAUUAGUCUCUUUAACAGAGUAUCGGAUCCUAUCAGGGUGGAUGAAUUUAAUCGGCUAAUGAAAAAGUAUUUGCAACAAGUUGUACAUAACUUCCAUCACUGGAGAGAACUAGAAAACUUCAUUGAUAAGUUUUUUCAUAAUGGGGUAUUUAUACAUGACCAGAUGCUCUUCACUGAUUUUGUUAAUGAUGUCAAGGAUUACCUGGAAGAUAUGAAGGAAUACCAAAAUAAUAAUGAAAAGGUUUUUGAGGAUUUGGACAAAUACAUCUACAGAUACUACUUUCAUUAUGAUAAUUCACCUCAGUAUGGACCCAGUCGACCUAAAAGGCCUUCUUAUACACAAACUGAAAAUUCCAGACAUGAAAGACAAGCUCAGAAGUACCACCACCGUAAUAAAAGAGAAGGUAAAUGGCAAAAACAUGGUCGCACUAAUGGAAGACACAUGGCAAAUCUUGAAAUAGAAUUGGGGCAAUUACCCUUUGAUCCCAAAUACUGAGUAAUUUAUGGUAAAAAUGAAAUCAGAAUUCACAUCCUCUCCAGCAACUAAUUGUUUUUAAACAAAGCAGCAAGAUGCAAGUUCUUUUCUCUAAAUAAUUUGAUUUUUACAAAUUUUUGUUAAAAGGCUGAAGUCAAGCUUUCCAGUUUGCAUAUUCUGUACUGUUGCUUUAACUGUUCUUUGGAAGCGAUAGUUGGGUGCCAGCAGCAUUGUUCCAGAAGUUAGGCAUGCAGUGACUUGUGUGUGAAAAAUACGCUUAAUUGCAUUCCAUUAGUGUAGUUCAAGCUUGAGUCAUGCAUAAUGUACCAAUAAUUAACUCCAAUGUUUGAUAUACUAACUUCAUCUCAUCCUUCAAAAAAUAGGUCUUCAUUAUGGCUACAUUACGGUAAUGUAUUUGUUAGUGUUUUGUAAUCUUACACUUGCUUCUUGUCUUUGGGGGGGGGUGUUCAAGAGCCUGUUGAAUUGUGAAGAAUUUGCUCUGCUGCAUCCUAAUCAGCUUGCUGAUUUAAGCACUUGAAAUGUCUUGCCUAUCUGCAUAUUGUAGAACAAAAUAAAGAGACAUUGUGG